AUGCCGCCCACACCUCUAACCACCACCCCGGAAAUCCUCGCUCUUCUUCAAGAGCUACAUACCAAAUCCCUCAAUCAAGAAUCUGCUGUGGACUGGAGCAGCCUGCCAGCACAAUGUACCGACGAAUUCGACUCCAUUAUGCUGGACAAGUUCAUUGCCCUUGAUCAGGACAAAUGCGAGCUUGUCUAUCAUAUCUUGCGCAGUACGAAUGCAAAGACAGUUGUCGAGGCUGGUACUAGCUUUGGUGUCAGCACCAUCUAUCUUGCUCUUGCUGUUGCGGAGAACGCAAAGCGCGCUGGCUCCGGGAUCCCGAGGGUCAUUGCCACGGAAAAAGAGGCUUCCAAGGCUAAGCUUGCAAGAGGGCAUUGGGCUAGUGCUGGCAAGGAAGUUGAGAAUGUGAUCGAUCUCUCCCCGUUCUGGACACCACUUGCCCUCCCUGCCCUGAAGCUCGUCCAGCCCAACCUGAGACCAGGCGCUGUGAUCAUCGCGGACAACACAAUCAUGGCUGGGGACAAGUACACGGAACUCUUUGCAUACGUCGAUGCAGAGGGGAGUGGAUUCCGACGAGUGACGUUGCCAUACAACGGAGGCAUGGAUAUGAUUGUGUAUCAGUAA
This is a messenger RNA of Penicillium brevicompactum, 615 nucleotides long. RefSeq names its product O-methyltransferase. The transcript is spliced from 2 exons. The record is from RefSeq and is a predicted model, not a curated record. Lineage: Eukaryota; Fungi; Ascomycota; Eurotiomycetes; Eurotiales; Aspergillaceae. Bases 1 to 615 code for a protein of 204 amino acids.